AUGACAGACAACAAUAAUAAUCAAGAGGAUCCUUUACUUUUGGAGAAUCUCGAAGAAGAUGCAGCCCCAUAUUCUUUAAUGGAUUAUGCAAUGCCGUCAUUGAAGGGCACUGUUUCUAGCAUUAGGAGGCCAGCCAUUACAACAAAUAACUUUGAAAUUAAAUCUACGAUUAUUCAGAUGAUUCAGUCAGCCUACCAAUUCUGUGGUUUAGCCCACGAGGAUCCAAAUGCUCACAUUGGAAAUUUCUUGGAGAUAUGUGAUACAUUCAAGCAAAAUGGUGUCACAGACGAUGCAAUUAGAUUGAGACUGUUCCCUUUUUCAUUAAGAGAUAAAGCCAAGAAUUGGCUAAAUUCUUUGCCUGUAGAAUUUAUUACAGCUUGGGAUGCAUUGGCUCAGCGCUUUCUUGCUAAAUAUUUUCCUCCCUCUAAAACUGCAAGGAUGCGUAAUGAUAUCACUAAUUUUAUGCAGGUAGAUAGAGAGUUGUUAUAUGAAGAAUGGGAGCGUUAUAGAGAGUUGUUGAGGAAAUGCCCGCAUCAUAGAUUACCAAUUUGGUUACAAGUACAAACUUUUUAUAAUGGUUUAAUUCCUGCUAACCGUUCUAUGAUUGAUGUAGCUUCAGGAGGCACUAUAAUGAAGAAGACAGCAGAAGCAGCGUAUGAAUUAUUGGAUGAGAUGGCUUCAAAUAGCUACCAAUGGCUCUCUGAUAAAGUGUCACAAAGGAAGGCAGCAGGAUUAUAUGGAGUGGAUGCAAUCAUAACAAUUUCUGCUCAAUUGGAAGCGUUGAACAAAAAGAUUGAUAAUAUGAGUGCCCCAAUCAUGCAAGUGAAGAGCAUGAGUUGUGAUCUAUGUGGAGGAGACCAUCUUAGCAAUGAAUGUCAGGUAGGUAACCCUUUUGCUAAUUCUACUGAAAGUGCUAAUUAUGUUGGUAAUUUUCACAGGCAACAACAGGAUAAUCCCUACUCCAGUACUUACAACCCUGGUCGGCAGAAUCACCCCAAUUUUUCAUGGAGCAAUCAAAAUGCAGUGAAAUCACCACCUCCGGGUUUUCCUCAAGAAAAGAAGCCCAAUUUGGAGGAACUCGUGACGAAGUUUGUAAGCUCCACUGAAGUAAGAUUUCAGAAUCAAGAAGCUUUGAUCAGAAAUUUGGAGACUCAGAUGGGGCAAUUGGCAAAUUUAAUAUCAGGGACAACUCAAGGAACGUUGCCUAGUGACAUAGAGAAGAAUCCAAAGGAGCAUGUGAAGGUAAUUACACUAAGGCGUGGCAAAGAAAUUGGGCAUAAAGAGCAAGAGAAAGAGGAAGCACUGAAAGUGCAACCAUGCAACAUUGCUGAAAAGUUGUUUGACCCUAAGAAGAUAGUGAUUCAACCUCCUUUCCCUCUUGCAUUGAAGAAGCAGAAAGUUGAUUAG
Messenger RNA from Pistacia vera, 1407 nucleotides. RefSeq lists its product as uncharacterized. The transcript has a single exon. Lineage: Eukaryota; Viridiplantae; Streptophyta; Magnoliopsida; Sapindales; Anacardiaceae. The record is from RefSeq and is a predicted model, not a curated record. The coding region runs from base 1 to 1407 and encodes 468 amino acids.